AUGUCUUCCACCAAAGUGCUCUUCUUCGGCGAGCAGGCGAGAAUAAAUCCAGUACAAUUAGGCCACUAUGCCACCAAACACGUUAUCGAUCAAUCGAGAGGCGUUGAAGCGACGGUGGCACAUGGACUUACCACUGACCAGACCGCGACGCCAACGAACGCCAGUGUGACGUCGAGUCCCAUAACUCGCCAAACUCCUGACCUGCAUGAACGCCAUGUCUCCAUGCCACCCGCUGUGGCCGGCAACACGACCUCCCUCUGCGAUACGUACGCCGCACCGACUCAGCAGAAAUGCAUCGGGCUAGUGCAAGCCUUUCCUCCCUUCACGCCCAAUUUGCCGCCUCGUCUAAGAAAGGCGCGACCAGGUCGACGCGAGCGAGCACUUCUACGCCUCCAACGAGAGGCAGAUCUUCUUCAGGAAACGGCCACCGAGCAGCAAAACCAGGCCACUGUCCCGAUGCAAAGUCAUGGCACUGUCGAAGCACGGUUGGGAGCAACAAAUGUCGUGCUGCCAUUGCCGGGGUCCAACGCAACAGACGAAGUGUCCCGUCCAACACCGGGCGACCUGGCUCCUCGUCGGAAGGCGAGGCCGGGAAGACGAGAGCGAGCAGCCUUGCGACGCCUUCAGCAACAAGCGGGGAUUCUUCAGGAACCCUCCACGUUGCAGCAGGUUGAGGCACCUGGCCUGCGCCCGGGCCCUGAUCCGACUCUGUCGCCGACGACGACUCAUGCGGAUGCGUCCUCAUUGGUGGUAGAGGGGGAUGUGGUAGGGAAAGACGGUGUUCAGUCGUCGCACGACCAGCAGCUAGCCGAACCCGUGAGCACUCUGGCUCAAGGCCAAGCCAACGACGUUCAGAAGGUUGCCGCCUCGCAGCACGACCACCCCUCCAUUUCCCCGCCGCCUUACGACCCGAUCGCGCUGGGACUGGAAGCGGAGCGAUUUAUCCUGCAGCAGCAUGGAUCGAGGCAGUACCCGACAGAGGCGAUGGCGCACGAUCAACCACAGGAACGACACCUCGUGGACUGGGCGAUCCAAUGGCAAGAGGCCGCGUCAGGACUUCCGAGGGACGGUGCGUCAACGGCCACUGUGACGCUGCCUCAGAUCCAUUCCGAGCAGGCUGAGGGCGGCGCACCCCUCGGGAUGGCCAAUGUCGAGAGCUUGCCCUCGCAUCACUGGCAGCCGAAGCCGUUCACGCCAAGCUCGCCUCCCAUGGCUCUCGCAGGGCUACCUAUUCGCAAUUUCCAGAACGACGAGUACGAGGCGCCGUGCGCCUUCCCCAGCGAGUGGCCCGUCCCUACGGCACAUCAGGCACCUGAGAUGGUGACGCGAGCACCAUACGAAACGCCUAUGGGCACUAUGCUUGAACAAGCGGGAGCCUUUCCUGCCCAGCAGACUGGAGCUCCGUACGCCCAGGAGCUCGUACAGUUCCCCGCGGCGCUUGAGCCACAUAGUCUUCCGCUUUCGCAGGCAAUAUAUCCCUUUGUUGACUGUCCGGGACCCUGUCCCCCGAACUGCCCCACGCGAUUGAGGUUGGCGCGAGCGCACCCUCGCCACCAAGGCCGCCCUUUGUCGCGUCUUCCCUAUCCAACACGGUUCGAUCCUUUCAGCGACGAUUUGGACAGUGAAUGGGAGGCGCGAUACUAUCCUGCAGCGGACGCGGGGGAGCCUAAUUCUCCUACCUCGCCUAUUUCACCCGCGACAGCGACGUCGGCAUCCGCGCCGACGCCGCGGACAGCCGGUCUCAACGCUGGCCAUAGUCCCUGUUCCUCGUGCGAGCGGCUAGCGCGGGCUGGCGAGGAGAUCCUAUACACCACAUGUUGCGGGUACAAAUCGGCCACUGUACCCGCUGGGGACGAUGAGACGGACGGGGUAACAAUGGCGAUCCCUGUCAGACGCGAGAGGAAGCGCGGUGGCCUUGUUGGCUCGACGCCCUCUUGGUAUCUUGACCAGCGGCAGGCCCACCGGUACCUGGCGCUGCUUCGAUGCCUCGAGUACCACGCGAUCUUGCGCGCGAAGGCUAAGGAGGCCAACCCCGAGGACAGCGACCGGCCUCCGCUGACGCCACUCUGGACUCAUUUUCCCGAGCUCCUCGAGCCCAUCUCUGAGGUGCCGCCGCAGAACAUGCUGCACCUCCACCUCAGCGGAAACUGA
Messenger RNA from Gloeophyllum trabeum ATCC 11539, 2151 nucleotides. RefSeq lists its product as uncharacterized. NCBI's taxonomy places the organism in Eukaryota, Fungi, Basidiomycota, Agaricomycetes, Gloeophyllales, Gloeophyllaceae. Bases 1 to 2151 code for a protein of 716 amino acids. The transcript has 2 exons. The record is from RefSeq and is a predicted model, not a curated record.